AUGUUCAAAAGACCAUCUAGUCUUUUGAGACAAUCAAUCAGAGCCAAAUCAUCAAGCUCUACUUCAGCUUUAGCUUACAAGACAUUACAUCGUAAUCAAAAACGACCACCAUUACCGACAAUUGAUACCCCCAACUGGUCAGCCAACACAGCCGUAUCAUCAAUUCUUUAUGAAACUCCAGUUCCAUCAAAAGCCCCACCAAAACAACAUGUUCUCAACUGUUUGGUGCAAAAUGAACCAGGUGUCUUAUCGGGUGUUUCUGGUACUUUGGCAGCUAGAGGAUUCAAUAUUGAUUCAUUAGUUGUUUGUAAUACUGAAGUUAAAGAUUUAUCACGUAUGACUAUUGUAUUAAAAGGUCAAGAUGGAGUUGUUGAACAAGCAAGAAGACAAAUUGAAGAUUUAGUUCCCGUAUAUGCUGUUUUGGAUUAUACCAAUGCUGAAAUUAUUAAACGUGAAUUACUUUUAGCUAGAGUUUCGUUAUUAGGACCAGAAUAUUUUCAAGAAUUGAUUGCUACUCAUCAAUUACAUAUUGAUGAUGCAUCAUCUAUCCCUGAUUUGUCAGCUACUGAAUCAGCUUUUCAUCCAUCAAAUUUAGCUCCUAGUGAAGCGUUGAGACAAAAACAUAUGCAUUUGGAUCAUAUCACUACAAUUACUAAACAGUUUGGUGGUAGGGUUGUUGAUAUAAGCGAUAGAAAUGUUGUUGUUGAAUUGAGUGCUAAACCAAGUAGAGUUUCUGCAUUUGUUACUUUGUUGCAACCAUUUGGUAUUUUGGAAUUGGCAAGAUCAGGUAUGAUUGCAUUACCUAGAACUCCAUUGAAUAGUGGUGAAGAAGAAGAAGUACCUGUAGAUGCUUCCGAUAUUGUUGAUGCUUCUCAAUUACCACCAGGUUAA
This is a messenger RNA of Lodderomyces orthopsilosis Co 90-125, 891 nucleotides long. It is a transcript of the gene ILV6, whose product is annotated as acetolactate synthase regulatory subunit. Gene Ontology annotation, biological process: branched-chain amino acid biosynthetic process. Lineage: Eukaryota; Fungi; Ascomycota; Pichiomycetes; Serinales; Debaryomycetaceae. Gene Ontology annotation, cellular component: acetolactate synthase complex; mitochondrial nucleoid. The transcript has a single exon. The coding region runs from base 1 to 891 and encodes 296 amino acids. The record is from RefSeq and is a predicted model, not a curated record. Gene Ontology annotation, molecular function: acetolactate synthase regulator activity.